GAGUGCUUUACAGGGGAGACUCACUUCUUUUUGCCUCAAACCUUUCCAUGCUGACGGGAUGUUACGGGCUUUGCUGUUUACACUCUCUGUAGUUGCCAUUGCUCACGCUGAGCUCUGCAAACCAGAUGCACAGAAUGCUUUCAAAGUACGGAUUAGUAUCAAAACAGCUUUGGGAGAUAAUGCAUAUGCCUGGGAUGCUAAUGAGGAGUACCUCUUCAGAGCAAUGGUGGCUUUUGCAAUGAGAAGAUAUUCCAGCAAGAGCACAACUCAAAUUUCCAAUGUGCUGCUCUGCAAUGUGACAGACCGGGUGUCCUUUUGGUUUGUGGUCACAGAUUCUUCCAAAAAUGUGACAACUGUUCCUGGAAGCGUGGUAGAGGCAGCCAUCAGGAUGAACCGGAACAGAAUCAACAAUGCCUUCCUACUGAGUGACAAAACACUGCAGUUUCUGAAGAUAACCUCAACCUUAUCACCUCCUGUUGAACCCUCUACACCUGUCUGGCUUAUUGUAUUCGGUGUUGUUCUUUGUCUCAUUGUGGCUGGGAUUGUUUUCCUCAUUGUUUCGGGGAUUCAGAAACACAAGAAAAAGAAUAAAGAGUCAACAGAAGCAGAAAAUUUAGAAGAGAAAGUUGAAGUGACACUAGAAAAUGGGAUUCCUUGUGAAGCACUGGAUUUAAAAGCAGGCCACAUUAAUGGAGUCUUUGCAGCAGAUGAUGAACGGUUCACGUCCCUAUGAAAUGCUGCCAUUGCGCUCUGGUGGUUUUCUGAAAGACUCCUGUGCCUGCCUUUUCUCGUCACUGCUCCUGAAUGUCAAACAUGAAGACAAGAGAAAUGUCCUUUCACGUAAUUUCCCUUGAGAGAAACUUUUGCUGAUAACACGUACACUCAAACCUCCAUUACAGUUCUUUUUUCAUGAGCAAUGCAAAUAAGAAGGCCUCAGACGAUAUCCAGAAAAGAUUUCCAGAAGAUGUGUGGAAGAACAGGGUUGGAACCUGCUUUGUGCCAGGCAUCUCAUUUUUAAUGAUUAUUUGAAUAUGUGCAUUGUUUGUUUUUCCCUGACAUAAAUGUGAAAUUGCAUUAUUCCUGAAUGUCACUGGGGGGAUCAUCUAUCAUUGUCAACUCUUGAUGGGUUUUCUUUCAAGCCAUAUGCAAAAGUGUCUUUGUAAAAUUACUUCUGUUUGCUUCUAUGUAGUAUGCCUUUGGAUGGAACAGUCAUCAGUGCAUGAAAGUUUUCAUUUAUUGAGAAACAAAAAAGCUUUCACAGCCUCUGUAAGACCAGGUCAAAAUACCUGGAUCAUCUAAAGCUCUGGGGCUAGAAAAAAAAUCUGGUACUAGAAGUGUUUUUUACUUAACUGUCAAAGUUACAGAUUAUGUUAGCUGGAAAUUAAAAGCUACAAAACUCUGAAAUUUGUUGUAAUGAAAAGCUGCAACAAAGGGCAGAUCUUCCACAGGUGCAGUGUUUAAUGGCCCAGCUCUCAUUAAAUCAUAGAAUCACAGGCCAGCCUGGGUUGGAAGGGAUCUUAAGAUCAUCGAGUUCCAAUUCCCCUGUCAUGGACAGGGACACCUUCCACUGGACCAAGUUACUCAGAGCCCCAUCCAGUCCAGCCUUGAACACUUUCAGGGAUGGGGCAUCCACAGCUUCUCUGGGCACUCUGUUCCAGUGACUCAACAACCUCACACUAAAGGUUUUUUCUAAUCUAAUCUAAUCUAAUCUAAUCUAAUCUAAUCUAAUCUAAUCUAAUCUAAUCUAAUCUAAUCUAAUCUAAUCUAAUCUAAUCUAAUUCUGCAGUCUUUCAGUUUGAAGCAAUUCCCCCUUGUCCUGUCACUACCUGCCCUUGUAAAUAGUCUUUCACAGCUCUCUGGAAAAGUCUUGCUUACAGUUUUUAAUAAUAAAGCUAGAGUAGAUUUCCAGCAUAGCCAGCCUGGGAUCAGAUGAACCUUCAUGUUCACGUGAUAGGUGGAUAACUUUUGAAAGGAUUCAAGGUGUGAAACACCAACUUGUUUGGUUUGGUUCACCUGACCUGGAUAAGUGACAAAAUUCUGUCUGUCUUCAGAAGCACUGGUCCAGAGAAAUGGGGAGUUUUGUGUGUGGGUAACUGUAGAAACAGAAUGGAAAGGUGUUGAAGCAAAAUAGUGUAUCUGCAGUCACUAUGCAUCCCCCACAUCACUGGAGGCAGGAUUUGACCAUUAGCCAUCCUGUUUCCAGUGUCAUGUUUAGAAGCAAUACUAGAAAACCCCUUUGCUUAUUAGGAUUAUUUCAUCAGACUCCUCAUCAACAGGAACAGGCUUAAACAGAGUAAAAGCUGCUCGUAAAGGACCAUCCAGUGUCCUGAAGGGUACAAAGCUUUCUUGUUUCCCAGGGUGGCAAUCCUGCAGCCUUUUGGCUGUGUUGAGCACCUUUGAUUUGUCUCAGUACUGGCUUUUGGGACAAUGUCAGCAGAAAGGGAGGAAUGGGAAGGAGAAGGGAAAGCAGCAGGGUGAAAGGGGAAAGCUGAACAGGGGAAGCACAACUCUAGGGAAGGCAGGGGAGAGGAAGGCUAAAUACAAAAUAAAACUC
Molecule: messenger RNA, 2554 nt
Organism: Prinia subflava (tawny-flanked prinia)
Lineage: Eukaryota; Metazoa; Chordata; Aves; Passeriformes; Cisticolidae
Gene: CLTRN
Product: collectrin, amino acid transport regulator
Exons: 6
Coding region: 59-733 (224 amino acids)
Biological process (GO): positive regulation of amino acid transport
Cellular component (GO): extracellular exosome; plasma membrane
Source: RefSeq, a predicted model, not a curated record